AUGGCCCUUCCAGCAAAGACCCUCGUACAGGCUGCUGCCAACUCCGGACUCCGCGCCGUCUCUGUCCGUCACUCCAGCCAGGCACCAAAGGUCGCUCUUCUCGGAGCCGCUGGAGGAAUCGGCCAACCAUUGGGUCUCCUUCUCAAGCAAGAUCCACUCGUCGCUCAUCUCGCCCUCUACGAUGUCGUCAACACCCCCGGAGUUGCUGCCGAUCUUUCCCACAUUGAUUCCAACGCUAAAGUCACCGCUCACACCGGACCAAAGGAGUUGUACGCCGCCGUUGAGAACGCUGACGUUAUUGUCAUCCCAGCCGGAGUUCCACGUAAGCCAGGAAUGACUCGUGAUGAUCUUUUCAACACCAACGCCGGAAUCGUUCGUGAUUUGGCUGCCGUUAUCGCCAAGGCGUCGCCAAAGGCUCUCAUUGCUAUCAUCACCAACCCAGUCAACUCCACUGUCCCAAUUGCUUCGGAGGUUCUCAAGAAGGCUGGAGUCUACGAUCCAAAGCGUGUCUUCGGAGUCACCACCCUCGAUGUCGUCAGAUCUCAAGCUUUCGUCUCCGAGCUCAAGGGACACGAUGCCACCAAGACCGUCGUUCCAGUCGUCGGAGGACACGCCGGAAUCACCAUCAUCCCACUUCUCUCCCAAGUCACCCCAUCCACCAAAUUCUCUGAGGAAGAGAUCGCCAAGCUCACCCCAAGAAUCCAAGACGCCGGAACCGAAGUCGUCAACGCCAAGGCCGGAGCUGGGUCUGCUACCCUUUCUAUGGCUCUUGCUGGAGCUCGUUUCGCCAACGCUUUGGUGAGAGGAAUCAAGGGAGAGAAGAAUGUGCAGUGUGCUUACGUGGCAUCUGACGCCGUCAAGGGAGUCGAGUACUUCUCGACCCCAGUUGAAUUGGGACCAAAUGGAGUUGAGAAGAUCUUGGGAGUUGGAAAGGUUUCUGCAUUUGAGCAGAAGCUCAUCGAUGCCUCCGUUCCAGAACUUAACAAGAACAUCGCCAAGGGAGUUGCUUUCGUUAAGGGAAACUAA
Molecule: messenger RNA, 1026 nt
Organism: Caenorhabditis briggsae
Lineage: Eukaryota; Metazoa; Nematoda; Chromadorea; Rhabditida; Rhabditidae
Gene: Cbr-mdh-2
Product: Protein CBR-MDH-2
Exons: 3
Coding region: 1-1026 (341 amino acids)
Biological process (GO): tricarboxylic acid cycle; malate metabolic process
Cellular component (GO): cytoplasm; mitochondrion
Molecular function (GO): L-malate dehydrogenase (NAD+) activity
Source: RefSeq, a predicted model, not a curated record